UUACUUGAGUGGUUUAUACGGCAGCAAUAUUUUUCAAAUACAACAAGCAUGUCUGCAGUGGCAAAAAGAAAGCUCCUUCAGCGCACCCACCGUACAAGGAUAUGAUUACCACCGCGAUCUCUGCUUUGAAAGACCGAAAGGGAGCGAGUCGCCAGGCGAUUUUGAAAUAUAUUUUGGCUAACUUCAAGGUCGGCGACAACGCAGGGAAACUUGUGAACAAUGCGUUGAAGAAAGGACUCGACGUAGGAAGCUUCGAGCCGAGCAAAGACAGUCGUUCUCGCUUCAAGCUGAGCGAAGCAAGCAAGAAGUCGGUCAAGAAACCCGUUGCGAAGAAAAUGACUGCAACUAAGGCAAGUAAACCAAAGAAACCUGCGGCAAAGAAGACUAAGAAACCUAACAAACCUGCAGCUAAAACAUCUGCCAAAUCCCCCCAAAAGUCGAAGAGUCCUUCCAAGCCAAAGCCUAAGAAGAGUCCUUCCAAGCCAAAGCCCAAGAAGAGUCCUUCCAAGAAGUCAGCCGCAAAAGUGGCGACAAAAAAAGCGGCAGGCAAGAAAGGGACACCAAAAAAGACCCUAAAGAAGCCAGCGGCAAAAAAGACAACGAAAGCAAAGAAGUAAAUUCUUGUCAAUAUGAUCUUAAAAAGUUUACAAAGAGUGCAAACGGCUCUUUUAAGAGCCACCCACUGCCUAAAAGAAUACUUCGAACAUUUGUUUGCUUGUUAUGUAGUGUGUCAUAGUGCUUUUAUGUCCAAAGCCCAUGCGCAAAAUCUUGAAAAUAUUUCAUAAUUGCUCACAGCUCAGAAUUUAUUUGAUGUGCAAUGACAUCGCACAUAAUGAGCAUUCCACUGCAUUAGAAUGUGAAAGCAGAAGAAAUUUUUAUGAUAGCUAAAGAGAUCUUUCAAUUAAUAGAGUUUAUACUUGACAGCAGUUUGUCAUAAGACUAGGGAUGUAUAAUUGUAAAUAUAAUGGCAAGUUGCAGUUACUAAAUCUCGAGGACAAUAUUUCAAGGACAUAAAGUCAAUAAAAUGUUGAGGCCAACA
Messenger RNA from Xenia sp. Carnegie-2017, 1039 nucleotides. RefSeq names its product histone H1-delta-like. The transcript has a single exon. Gene Ontology annotation, molecular function: structural constituent of chromatin; DNA binding. The record is from RefSeq and is a predicted model, not a curated record. Lineage: Eukaryota; Metazoa; Cnidaria; Anthozoa; Malacalcyonacea; Xeniidae. Bases 102 to 617 code for a protein of 171 amino acids. Gene Ontology annotation, biological process: nucleosome assembly. Gene Ontology annotation, cellular component: nucleosome.